AGCAGGAACUUGCUGGGCACAACCCCGCCCGGCCGGCGCGGGAGCUGCGGGGGCAUCGGAGCCUCCCCGGCGGUGGUGCCUGGCCUCCCGAGACCCCGACUCCCCGCGUGGAUGCGCCGGUCCUUCCCAACAGCCUCAGGACGGCCCGGGCAGCCCAAGGGCACCGGGGACCCGGUCUCUUACUACCAGAGAGAAGGCAGUCUGUGCAGAGUUUCCAAAGACCAGAGUGAAGGCCAUCCUUGACCUCUGAAGGAAGACCAAGACCUCAGAAUGCUCUUCGGGGAAGAACUGAACUUGGCUUAUACUUUGGCCAUAAUCUGUUCCCUGACGCCAAGACUGUCUGCCAGUCAGAACUGCCACACGGAGAGUCUAGAAGAUGUCGUUAUCGACAUCCGGUCCUCUCUCUCCAGAGGAAUCAGAGGCAGUGAGCCCACCCACACGGCCACCCGGGAAGACUGCAUCAGUUCUUGCUGCUCAACACAAGACAUAGCAGGGGAUAAAGCAUGUAAUCUGAUGAUCUUUGACACUCGAAAAACAUCUGGACAGCCCAACUGCUACCUGUUUUUCUGUCCCAGUGAGCAAGCCUGUCCUCUGAAACCAGCGGAGGGACUUAGGAGCUCCAGGAUCAUCAGAGAUUCGCCAUCUUUGACCAGAGAUGAUUCACCACACCAAGGGUUAACGCAAGAAGCUUCUCCUGUCCUUGGCUGGCCCCCAGGAACCGUCUCUCCUCGGGCAGGUUAUCCAAAGCCCACUGGGAGAGAUCCACUUUCUCCAAAGUCCGCAUCCUCCGUUCAUUCACAGAAACCGUCCAAGAUCAAUGGAGCAAGAACACAGGCCCCUGUUCACAAAGAAAAAGGCCAUUCUCAGAGCUUACAGCUUUCCCUUGAAUCAGAAAUGGCUCAUCUGCCACCUGAAAAUGUGACUCCCCUGCCCACGAGGGUGGUUUAUUCUCUGGGUAACGUCUCUGCUACUUCAAAGGCUGUGCUUCCCCCACCUUCCAGCGCUUUGGGGACUCUCCGACCACAGCUGGUCACUGCAGCUCUCCCCGUAACCGCUGUCCCCUCUCAGCCCCCCACAAGCUCAGUGUCUAUAAGUUUUACGCAUGCCAUGGUUACACCCCAUGCUGUGACGACAGCAGUUCACACUACGGUCUUUCAGGCACCCACAGACUUGAAAGGUGUCCAAGACGUGGCAAGCAGUAGCGGGGUGUCCAAGCUAACUUCAGAUGCAGGGCAUGUGCCUAUGUCUGCCACCCGCCCUUUGUCAGGUGUGUGGUCUCCUGCUGCCGACAGAGCCGCUGCCCAGGACAAGGGGAAGGCCAGGGGAAGCAGCCCAUCGCUGAGCCCACAUGGCCUUCCAGUUGAAAAGUGGCUUCUCGUGGGGACCCUCCUCUUUGGAAUUCUGUUCCUGGUGAUCGGCCUUGUCCUCUUGGGCAGGAUGCUCACAGAAUCCCUCCGUAGGAAACGGUACUCGCGACUUGAUUACUUGAUCAAUGGGAUCUAUGCUGACAUCUAAUUUGUUUUGUAGCCCCAUGUCAGAUGCACUGAAUCUUUCACUUGCCAAUCUCAGCGGGAGGUUAUUUUCUUUUUAUC
Jaculus jaculus (lesser Egyptian jerboa) is the source of this 1592-nucleotide messenger RNA. It is a transcript of the gene Mansc1, whose product is annotated as MANSC domain containing 1. The coding region runs from base 271 to 1515 and encodes 414 amino acids. The record is from RefSeq and is a predicted model, not a curated record. The transcript is spliced from 4 exons. NCBI's taxonomy places the organism in Eukaryota, Metazoa, Chordata, Mammalia, Rodentia, Dipodidae.